UUUGAAGAAUUAUUAAAUAUGAAUACUGGUGAUGAUCAAGUUGAGAGUAGGGAGUGGGGUAUAUUGGAUUGUUGGUUUGAUAAGAUGUGUUUUGAGUGAUUUGGAGAUAAGAUGUUAAUUUUUAUAGAAAAUUUUCCUCAGCAGCCGAUUCAUGUAUUUAAUGAUCAGAUAAAUAAUCUGAAUGCAUACAAUCCCCCAAGUAGCCCUCAGAGGUAUACAGUAGUUGAAGCGAAGUCGAAGGUUAGGAAAUGGGCUUGGUAUCUCAAGGUAUUAGGCUGGGUUCUGAUCAUCUUCGGCAUAAUCUCAGCCAUUGGUGAAUUGGGAUACAUGGAUGAACAAUACAAUCCUUACAUUGACUUUGGGUCUUUGCCUAUGAGACCAGAGCAGCUUGCGAUAUCUAAGCCCCUUAAAUACACAGCUAUUAUUCUUGAUUUUACUUGAGAUGUUUUAACAGCUUUAUUGGGAUAUUUCUGAGUCAAAACUUCCUUUGAUCCAACAAGAAACAGAACUUGGAAAUUAUUCAAGAAAGGAGUCGUUAUAAUCAUCAUCAAAUUUUUCUUAGCAACCUUUGCAUUUUUGUUGCUUACAUCAGGAUAUACUAAAGCUUAUACAAAAUGGGUAGAGGAUAAUAAUCUUAAUCAUUCUUCGAGUCACAAUGCAUCAUCAAGCUCAACUUCUUCUGAUGAUCAAGAUAGUAAUCAACAAGAAAAAGAAGAAAUGAACCAAUCAUUUUCUGCGGGCUCUACGAUAUUUCUCUCACUCUUGUUCGCUUUCUGAGUUAUGUGAUGUUGAAUGAUUACAUGCUCUUCUUGCACUCUUGGAUUUUUGUAUAAAUUUUAUAGUGAUGCUAAAGAAUAUGAUAUCAUUCACAAUAGUUCUUUGUUGGACCAUCCGAACGAACAUCAUUAUGAUAUGAACCCUGUGCAACCUAUUUCUCCUAUCCGUCCUGUCUAUAAUCAGACUAUCCAAGGAACUUCUCAGAACAUUGCCACAAGAAGAACGAUAAGUCCAAAUGAAGCCACACAGCAUCAUAAUAAGGUUUAAUCUUGAAUUCA
This is a messenger RNA of Moneuplotes crassus, 1055 nucleotides long. The record is from the annotation of a GenBank genome assembly. Lineage: Eukaryota; Ciliophora; Spirotrichea; Euplotida; Euplotidae.